UGUCGAAUUUGUGGCGAAUUUUCAAUUUUCUGUUUUUCUGUGUUGGGAUUUGCUUUUGCCUGUAAAUUGUAAUUUUCAAUUUUGAAUCUUUUAAAAUUCUUGGAGUGCCGUAAGAAUUGGGAUGUAUUUAUGGAUCUAUUCUAAUAAAUUCAUGAAGUUCAUAAGGAUUAAUUAAAUAUAUGAUCUAUAAAAUAUUCUUGCCAUCUAGGCGUGUUACUUUUCCAAUCAAUUUAGAUGCUUUUUAGAUGGUGUCUAAUCUAUAAAAUUACACCCAUCCACAAUUCUUUUAACUCAACCACUGUCUUAACUUUGUACUAGCAGUGAUUUCGUUAAAAAAUUAAUUUGUGUUCAAGCUGAACAUCUGAUUUGAAAAACAGCUGAAGCCCUAGUCAACGGUGGACAGCGGCGGGGGUGGCUCUGCCGAAGUAAUGGUGUACUCUCUCGGCUGGGGCAUGGGGGAGCCGGAGCGGCGCGCGCUGGACCGGAAGCGCGCGCAGCCGCCCGUCGCGCACACGCUCUCGCCAGAUGAUGGCCACGAGGUGGACGUGCUGCCACUCCACAAUCAGGUGGGCGGGCACACUAGACUGCUAGUGCUAAACGACAGCACGGUCAUCAAGCCCCUCAACAUCCGCGAGCUGCAUUUCUACCAGAACAUUCCCGAGGACAUCCAGGACUUCGUCCCCCGCUACAAGGGCGUGAUGCAAGCGUCGACGACGGGAGGCACGAAGCUGGACAAGCGCUACUCGCCCUGUUUCCGCGACGAGAACGGCCGCAAGGCGUCGCUGGGCGGCAAGCGCAAGCGCGACGACGUGUUCAAAUUUAAAGUGCACCGAAACGGCAAUGCUAACGAGGUGCUUAAGAGCAUUGCGCACAUGGACAACUCGAAUAAGCAAUACUUCCUGAUGAUGGAGAACAUAACGUCGUCGUACCGGCGGCCGUGCGUGCUCGACCUCAAGAUGGGCACGCGCCAGCACGGCGACGACGCCAGCGCGGAGAAGCGCACCAAGCAGAUCGCCAAGUGCGCCGCCAGCACUUCCGCCACGCUGGGCGUCAGGCUCUGCGGCAUGCAGGUGUAUAUGCCAGAGAAGGGGUCCUGCGUGCGACGCGACAAGUACUGGGGCCGCGCGCUGUCGGAGGGCGGGCUGCGCGAGGCGCUGCGGGACUUCUUCGCGGCCGGCGGCGGAUUGCGCGCGCGCGUCGUGCGCCGCGUGCUGCGCGACCUGGACGCGCUGGGCCGCGCCAUCGCCAAGCAGACCAGCUAUAGGUUCUAUUCCACGUCGUUGCUCAUAGUGUACGAGGGCGACGUGCCGUGCGCGCAGCCGGCGGACGAGGCGGGCGAGGCGAGCGCGUCCGGCUCGCACUUCGACAUGUCCACGCUGCACCACGAGAUCGCCGCGCCGCUCACGCACUCGGAGGAGACCAUGGGCGGCUACGAGGAGGGCGAGGCGCCCGCCGCCGACGUGGCGCACCCGCCCAGCCCCGACAGCGCCGACAGCUGGAUGGCGUACUCGUCCGCCAGCAGCGAGUCGUGGCGCCCCGAGGCCGAGGCGGCGGGCGAGGCCGCGGCCGAGGCGGAGGCGAACGGCAAGCGCGCGCGCGCCUCUCCGCCCGCGCCGCCGCCCGACGAGCGCGUCGACAUCCGCAUGAUCGACUUCGCGCACACGGCGUACGCGGCCGCCGAGGCCGAGUCGCCGCUGGCCACCAGCACGCCGCACCACGGGCCCGACUGCGGCUUCCUCACCGGCGUGGACUCGCUCAAGCGCCUGCUCACGGAGAUCCUGCACCCGCAGCCCUACAGUUAAUGAGCCCCGGCGCGCCCGAGACCCGCCCCCGUCGCGCUUCCGGAUCGUUACGGAAGAAACUCAUUUCUUUGAAAAAUUUAAACAUACGACUGAUAUCUCCUAUUGGUAGUAGUGAAAUUUAUUACACAGUAACGCCAGGCGAUCGCCUCGAGAGGACGAAAGCGGCGUAUUUCGCUUCGCCCGACGCUCGCUAGGCGUCAAGUGACUUCCUCCUCGCGUGGCCGCGUAGCGGUUCACGCACUUAGUGAAUGUUGGCGGUACAAAAUACGUUAAUUUAAUGUAAAAUUAUAAUUUCGAAGGGACCCAGUAGCUAGUCUAAAGUGUAUUUUAAGUAUUACUAUUAAGUUAUUCCAGAUUGACGUGCUUUUGUAUUAUAUCCCCUCGUUAUUUCUACGGGUCUUGUUGACCUUUUGAAAACACGUUUUCCUUCAGAAUCGAGUAGACAUUCCCUGUCAUUGUUAGUUAGUUUGGCUUGGAUGAUAAGUGCAAAAAUUGGUUAAGUGUGAUAUUCUGUUUUGCAUUUAAAUAUCCCGACUCGUAUUAAAUAAUUUGACUUUAUUCUUAAAUUCAAUUAUAAAACCAAAGUAAAAUAAAUAGUCUGUUCAAAAAUUAAACAAUUGACAUGAAUUUUUGGGUUGACUAUGUUUCAAAUAAAAUAAAAAAAUAUAAUUUGCCAGUAUAUUUCCGAUUGUAUCUAGACAUUUUGUAAUAUUGUGUAAUAUAAAGAAUAAAAAAAUAUAUUAUAUUGAAAUGUAAGCAGUAUUAUUAGUUUGUGUGACGGGAUUAAGUUUGGUUUGGAAAUUGAUUUGAAAUUGGCAUGGGUGCUAGUAUGUAAUACACUGCCAAGAUAAGUGAAAUGGACACUUUGUAUGUACUUUGGAGUUUGCUACGUGGGAUAAUUGAAUAACUAUUUGGAAUGAGGCUGACAUUGCCAGCCAGUUUAAUGCCAGACACAUUUGCAACAGCCCAUUUCAUUCCACAACAUGCAGCAAUACAAGUGUAAUGUUUUAUUAUGAUCAAAAACUGCCAAACACACAAAUGUGUUAUCAAGUGAAUGGCGUGAGGUGGGGUGGAUUUAAAGUGCAAACAAACUAAAGGUUGUGAUGCUGUGUGAUGCCAGAUUAGGCGGUAGGAGUCGUACAUUUAAGACAUAGUGCUCUGGCAUAUCGCUCACAACACACUCAGAUUGUUUGAUAGUCUAUAGUCGCCAGAAGGAGUGCCACACAGAAGUUUGUUUGCACUUUAGGGCGGGUGUGUCUGCACCAUAAUGGUUCCAACACACUUGAGCUGCGCUGCGCCGCAGCUUAACAUAGUUGUUUGUAUGAAGCAAGGCGCUGCCGCAUCGCGCAGCUCAGCGCAAAUGCGUUUGGAUCUUAAGUGUUGUGUAAACAAUCAGUGUAAAUCAUCUAGCUUGCACACAAAUCAAUGAAUGUUUUGCCAUUACUGCAAGGCCACAACUUUAGAUAACUGGUGAAGUGAUAACAAAAGACAGAAACAUGAAGCUGAUAAGUUGUUAAGGUUAUGGGGUUUCUGGUCUUUUGUUUUUAAUCACCUAUCACAUUUAGUGCUUGCUCACAAAGUUAAUCAUAAAAUAACAUACAUAUUGUUAGUUUACCACAAGAACUCAUUAAUAAUUGCUAAAAAUCAUCAAGUAAUUUAGCUUACAACAACUAAGAAUUCAUCAAGAUGAGUUUCAUACUUACCUUGUCUUGAGGAGCUCUGUUGUUCGAAACUAUAUAUUGCAAUUAAUAAGUUCUUGCAGUAAAUAAAUGAUAUUAUUUUCAGUGUUUCCAUAUCAAUCGCAAAUAUUAUUUUUGCAAGCCAGUUCAGUAAGAACACAGUAAACUGUCAGUUUUGUGACAAUGCUGUGGCCCUGCCUAAGAGUUAGCUAACAUUCAUUUGUGCUGCAUUCGUCACAUCAUGUUUGUUACUAUUUUUUAAUUGUGGGAUAAAUUUAUAAAAAGUACCUGGUUUAGUUAGGAUGCUAGGAUGUAUUAUAAAUUAUCGUUUACGUCUGUUAUUUUAAAUAACUGUAUGACACACUAUUUUGUUAUUAAAUUUUAAGUGUAAAAUAAUUUUUCGUUUUUAAUUAGCACUAUUCUAAAUGUAAUAAAAGUAUUUUGACCGAAA
Maniola jurtina (meadow brown) is the source of this 3932-nucleotide messenger RNA. It is a transcript of the gene Ip6k, whose product is annotated as inositol hexakisphosphate kinase 1. The record is from RefSeq and is a predicted model, not a curated record. Gene Ontology annotation, biological process: inositol phosphate biosynthetic process; phosphatidylinositol phosphate biosynthetic process. The coding region runs from base 429 to 1802 and encodes 457 amino acids. Lineage: Eukaryota; Metazoa; Arthropoda; Insecta; Lepidoptera; Nymphalidae. The transcript is spliced from 8 exons. Gene Ontology annotation, molecular function: inositol hexakisphosphate kinase activity. Gene Ontology annotation, cellular component: nucleus; cytoplasm.